This is a messenger RNA of Penicillium cinerascens, 882 nucleotides long. Its product is annotated as putative carbonyl reductase. Gene Ontology annotation, cellular component: intracellular anatomical structure. The record is from RefSeq and is a predicted model, not a curated record. The transcript is spliced from 3 exons. The coding region runs from base 1 to 882 and encodes 293 amino acids. Gene Ontology annotation, molecular function: oxidoreductase activity, acting on NAD(P)H, oxygen as acceptor. Lineage: Eukaryota; Fungi; Ascomycota; Eurotiomycetes; Eurotiales; Aspergillaceae.
AUGGCUGCCAACCCGAUCAAGAAUGGACUUUUCGUCCAUAACAAUACCGUUGCUCCCGAGCACCCCAGCUUGAUGAGCAUGUUCUCCCUCAAGGGCAAGACUGCCAUCGUCACUGGUGCCGGUGCCGGUAUCGGUCUCGCCGUUGCCCAGGGCCUGGCUGAGGCCGGUGCCAACGUGGCGCUGUGGUAUAACUCCAACACCAAGGCUUCUGAGCGUGCCGCCGAGAUUGCCCAGAAGUACGGUGUGCAGACCAAGGCCUACCAGGUUCAAAUAACCGACCCCAAGGCCGUCCAGGCCGCUACCGACGCUGUUGUCAAGGACUUCAACGGCCGUCUCGACGUCUUCAUUGCCAACGCUGGUAUCCCCUGGACCCAGGGCCCCAUGGUCGACGGCCCUCUCGAGCACUACCGUGAUGUCGUCGCCAUUGAUCUUGACGGUACCUUCUACUGUGCUAAGGCCGCUGCCGGUCACUGGCGCCGCCAGAAGGAGGAGGGCACCGAUAUCAACGGCAAGAAGCUCACCAACUUCACCUACGGUAGCUUCGUUGCGACUGCUUCCAUGAGUGGCCACAUUGUCAACUUCCCUCAGAUGCAGGCCGCCUACAACGCCGCAAAGACUGGUGUUAUCCACCUUUGCAAGUCUCUCUCCGUCGAGUGGGUCCGCUUCGCCCGUGCUAACACCAUCUCCCCCGGCUACAUCGCCACCGAGAUCUCCAGCUUUGUUCCUGAGGACACCAAGAACAUCUGGCGUGACAAAAUCCCCAUGGGUCGUGAGGGUCAGGCGCACGAGCUGAAGGGUGCCUACCUCUACCUGGCCUCGGAUGCGUCAUCUUAUACUACCGGUGCCGACAUUAUCGUCGACGGCGGCUACUGCGCUCCCUAA